ACCAAUGCCGUAUAUUGCUACUGUAGUCUCUCGCAAAGACUUUAAGCCUGAUUUUACACUUGGUGAUGGUGAAAACACAACACGGCGUUCCAAUGGUGAAAAUUAUUAUAAUGGCCCGCUAAAGCCUGGCACUAGCUACAAAAUAUUUCAGCGCGUUUUCAUAAAUGAUCAGGGUGAUUAUUAUUCCACUGACUGGAGUCCAGUGGCAGCAACUGCCCAAAUGCACAAGUCUUCAGACGGUGGAAACACUGGAGCUAUUGCUGGUGCAGUUGUAGCUGCCGUUUUGGUCAUUAUUCUUGUCAUAUUGGUCAUUCUUUUUGUUAGGAUCAAUUCAAACUCUGCUACAGUGCAGUGAAAGUUCUCAAAAAUGGGGGAAGUCUAAUUUUUUCGCGAAGUUAUUAGACGUUUUCUGAAAUUUAGCGUAUUAUAAAAGAAUAUAAUUAAACAUAAAACCUUUAUUUCCUUUUUAACAAUAAGAGUGAACGAGAGUGAAUGAUUCUGAACAAAAUUUGAAAACAAUUUGGAAUAUAACAUCAAAUUUUUUGGCUAAGGAUAUAGUCAAUAUUUGAAAUAGGAUAAUAGUUGUUAUACUUUUUAUCUAAGUACAUUAAAUAAGAAAUAAAGUUAAAUUACAAACAAACAGUGGCGUAGCAUACUCAGUAAUUUAUUUAAAUAAGUUGGUGGGAACGGGAUUUUCAUUCAUUCAUAAUUUUGGAGUCAAUGGAAUACAUACGAAUAUCUAUACACUGUCAUCUCAUUAAUUUACCUGACGUAAGAGACAGGGAGUUUUAGUGGAUGGAGUUUACUUUGUUACCAACUAUGUUAGUGUUAGUAUAAUGUUGCUGUUUUUGU
Xenia sp. Carnegie-2017 is the source of this 852-nucleotide messenger RNA. RefSeq lists its product as uncharacterized. Lineage: Eukaryota; Metazoa; Cnidaria; Anthozoa; Malacalcyonacea; Xeniidae. The transcript is spliced from 3 exons. The record is from RefSeq and is a predicted model, not a curated record. Bases 5 to 355 code for a protein of 116 amino acids.